GACGCGGCCGCCGGCUGUCCUGGCCGGCUGCAAUUGGGCGAGGCGGCGGAUGGCGUAAUAGCCGCGCGCUCCGGCGUCAGACGGUCGCUACCGCGAUUGCGCAGGAGGAGCUGGUUGCCGCUGCGGCCGCCUGGAAUUGUGGGGAUUGUGUCUUCCCCUCGGCUGCGGGAAGCCGAAGGUUCCUAACUAUGGCUCCCCAGAGCCGGCCUCCAUCUAGGAUGGCUCCUCUGGGCAUGCUACUCGGGCUGCUGAUGGCCUUCUGCUUUACCUUCUGCCUCAGUCGUCAAAACCAGAAGGAGUUUGCGCUGAGCAACCCAGAGAAGAGCAGCACCAAAGAAACAGAGAGAACAGAAACCAAAGCAGAGGAGGAGCCAGACACCGAGAUCUUGGAGGUGUUUCACCCGACCCAUGAGUGGCAGGCCCUUGGGCCAGGUCAGGCUGUCCCUGCAGGAUCCCACGUGCGGCUGAAUCUUCAGACUGGGGCAAGAGAGGUGAAACUCCAAUAUGAGGACAACUUCCGAAAUAAUCUGAAGGGGUUGAAAAAAGGCAAAAGGCUGGAUGUCAACACCAACACCUACACAUCUCAGGACCUCAAGAACGCACUGGCAAAAUUCAAGGAGGGAGCAGAGAUGGAGAGUUCAAAGGAAGACAAGGCAAGGCAGGCUGAGGUGAAGCGGCUCUUCCGCCCCAUCGAGGAGCUAAAGAAGGACUUUGAUGAGCUGAAUGUUGUCAUUGAGACUGACAUGCAGAUCAUGGUACGGCUGAUCAACAAGUUCAAUAGUUCCAGCUCCAGCUUGGAAGAGAAGAUUGCUGCACUCUUUGAUCUUGAAUAUUAUGUCCAUCAGAUGGACAACGCGCAGGACCUGCUUUCCUUCGGCGGCCUUCAAGUGGUGAUCAACGGGCUGAACAGCACGGAGCCCCUGCUGAAGGAGUACGCUGCGUUUGUGCUGGGAGCUGCCUUUUCCAGCAACCCGAGGGUCCAGGUGGAGGCCGUCGAAGGCGGAGCCCUGCAGAAGCUGCUGGUCGUCCUGGCCACGGAGCACCCACUCGCCACAAAGAAGAAGGUCCUGUUCGCGCUGUGCUCCCUGCUGCGCCACUUCCCCUACGCGCAGCAGCAGUUCCUGAAGCUGGGCGGGCUGCAGGUCCUGAGGACUCUGGUGCAGGAGAAGGGCACGGAAGUGCUGGCCGUGCGCGUGGUCACCCUGCUCUACGACCUGCUCACUGAGAAGAUGUUUGCCGAGGAGGAGGCCGAGCUGACCCAGGACAUGUCCCCGGAGAAGCUGCAGCAGUAUCGCCAGGUGCACCUCCUGCCAGGCCUGCGGGAACAGGGCUGGUGCGAGAUCACGGCGCACCUCCUGGCACUGCCCGGGCACGAUGCCCGGGAGAAGGUGCUGCAGACCCUGGGUGCCCUCCUGGCCACCUGCCGGGACCACUACUGUCAGGACCCCUCGCUCGGCAGGACGCUGGCCAGCCUGCAGGCGGAGUACCAGGCUCUGGCCAGCCUGGAGCUCCAAGACGGUGAGGACGAGGGCUACUUCCGGGACCUGCUGAGCUCUGUCGAGAGCUUGCUGAAGGAGCUGAGAUGAGGCCACCCCGCACCAGACCGGACUGGGACACAGCUAGUGAGGCCGAGGGGCGCAGCUUGGGUGGGCUCCUCAGGGGACAUCAGGCAGGAGGGCACCAUCUGGGCAGUGUUGACGUGGCCAUUAAAUGGAACAUGAA
Molecule: messenger RNA, 1722 nt
Organism: Lemur catta (Ring-tailed lemur)
Lineage: Eukaryota; Metazoa; Chordata; Mammalia; Primates; Lemuridae
Gene: SIL1
Product: SIL1 nucleotide exchange factor
Exons: 10
Coding region: 189-1586 (465 amino acids)
Source: RefSeq, a predicted model, not a curated record